Messenger RNA from Vanessa tameamea, 885 nucleotides. RefSeq lists its product as uncharacterized. The record is from RefSeq and is a predicted model, not a curated record. Gene Ontology annotation, molecular function: protein binding. Bases 1 to 861 code for a protein of 286 amino acids. The transcript has a single exon. NCBI's taxonomy places the organism in Eukaryota, Metazoa, Arthropoda, Insecta, Lepidoptera, Nymphalidae.
AUGCUAUCGAUCAUAGGUAUCCUAAUUUCAGUGAUAACAGUUUGUGUCAAUGCUAAGAUAAAUAUUUACGUCACAGACACACCAAUAAAGAGGAUCGGUACUAGAUUAUAUAAACAAGAACUGCUUACAAAUCAAUUCAAAGACGUAAAAGAGUUAGCAUAUGAUUCAGCGAGUAGAAAUCUAUACUUUAUGUUCAUGGAUGACUCUAUACAGAACUCGGGACGUGCUUUCAUUAAUAUAAUAACAAAAAGGGCAGCGAAAAUCAAUGGUAUUGAAAAAAAUAAAGCGACGGCCGUUGAUCCAGAUACCGGAGAAGUAUAUUUCGGUUCAGACGAUGGUCUGUACAAGUACGAUCCCAUAGCAGAAGAAGCAAUCAACAUCGGCUUAUACAAUAUGAACAUAUUCAAAAUAGUUAUAAGAAAUAAUGAAAUGUAUCUAAUAGAUGCAAAUAAUCAUAUGAUAUAUAAAAUAUUUGACCAAGGUCUAAAAGCAGUGUUAGUUGGAAACAUGAAAACAGUUAUAGAGUUCGAUGUCGACUACAAGAAGAAUAUACAUUUUGUGACUAUGUGUGGUGUUUACUGUGCAAUCGAUGGCGUUGAAGUUGUUAAAAAUAAAGAUUUAAACGUAGUUUAUCAUUUCAUAUCUGAUGAAUACAAGACAUUCGGUGUUACUGAAAGUGGUUUGUACGAAAUCGACUGUAAGAAUGGAACAGCGAAGCACGUGGCCUUCUUAGAUUUCUUCCCGCGUAGUAUUAUUUUUGGCGACUACGGCGAUAUAUUUUAUGCUGUAGACGAUAAUAUAUACAGGUUGAAACCAAUUAACUCGUAUACAAUUUACAAAAUACAUAGACAUAAGUCUUGAAUUUAUAUAUAUUUAACAAGAACC